AUGUUCGUACCUAAGGCGACCGCUUCUCUGCGCAGUUCGCGAAGGCGUCAGCGGACAAGCUCUGGCGAAUCCAUCAAACAACACAAAGCCAAAAGGCAGCGAUCCGCCCAGGAAAAUGUCGAAUCUGAGUUAGAGAAUGAUAGGAUCGAACGCGACUAUCAACGUGAAUCAGUCGGCCUGCACGUGUCUGAAUCGGAUAAAGCCAAACCUGAGACUACUGAAAAUAUAGGAGCCCAAAAGCAGAUUGCGAUCAGGGGUCCAAAAAAACCUGACAAGCGAGAUGAUGAUAAUGACAUCGACGGAGCAGUCGUUCUUUCAAGGACAAAUCUCUACACAGUUUCACAAUUGCCCGCCUUGCCGGACCAAAUACGGGAAUCGCAAUCAGGGCACUUCGCAUGCUCCUUCGGGACUGGCCACGGAUAUGCAUUAGUACUGACACAAUCACAUGCUGUCAUCUGGCCUUACUCGAGUUCCGCUUCGUCACCAUCCCCAGCUGAAGUUUUUACCCUAUCAGUGCCUGAGUCCUGCAGAAAUACCACCGCAGAAGCACCUCUUGGUGUCCUUUUAUCGACUGCUACAGCCGGCCCUCCAGGCUUAAUGGUGAUUAUACCUUCCACUGGGAAAGUAGUUUACUGGGAAACCGUGUCGAGCGCCACCUCCCUGGGACUAUCCAGACAUAAACAGAAUGGACUGCAGGGUUCUAUCUCAGGCUUGUUGUAUGGGGAGCAUGUCACAGAGGUGGUCAACGGGGAACCCUCUGGUGUUAUUGCAACACUUUCAUCAGGUAGAGUCGCUCAGAUAACUGUCAGGAGCUCGCAGGGAAAGCCAACAAUUGUUUCUAAUUUUCUACGGAACUCAACAAAUGGCAGCAUGGGGCUCCUGGGCGGUAUCAGGAACGCUCUGGCAGGUGGCUUCUGGCGAAAAGAGGUUGCUGCGGCAAGACCCGGUAUAUCUCGUCAACGCGGGCAGCGUGAUAUCUUAGUUUCUACGACAAACGGUCUUGUGGAAGUCUGGGAUACGCACUGGAGCAAUGGCAGCAUCUUGAGAGCGCAAUUCGACAUCAGGCAACACUUGGCCGAGUCUCUUGGUCCAAAGUUGACAGAUGAAUCUGGUAAUCAUACCCUCAAGAUUCUUGACUUAGCUUCCGGUGCUGGCAAUGACAGUAAUGUGCGCGGAUCACAAGCCCCCGAAACGGAAAAGUGGCCACUUUACUUCGUUGUGGAACUGCCGCAAGGACCUAAUUCCACAGGCUUAUGGGUAAUUCGAAUCAUCUUAUCUGACGACGGACGUGUUUUGUCAACUCGCCUCAUAGACUUGCACCAUACUCGAUCAGGCUCAAAUGAGUCAAAGCUACGGCUGUUCGUUUCGAAACCCGGCGAUACGGGCUUUAUCGUCAUUGGACAAUCUAUCAUUGUAUUGUCGUUGGCCCAAUUUGAUGACACGAUAGCACCGCAAGACUCGCACCCACUGCCUUCGCUUUUCUGUGACAGAAUUGAUUUUCGAACCGGCCAUGAGUAUGAAAUACUAGGCAGCGGCUUUGAGGAGGCAGUCCACCAUAAUCCGUUACCUGCAUGUUUUGUAAUGGUCAGGGGAUUCGGGGUUGUGCGAGUCUCAGCAGUGCCUCGCCGAUGUGGUGUCGGCGGAGAACAUGUGACAACGGCCAAACAUAAACUUGAACAAGCUGUGUUCUAUGGGACUAUGCUAAAAAACCCGUUGAAUUUGGCCAGUAGAGGAGGCUUGGAUUUCCCUGUCGAUGAAUUGGAACAAGCGGCUCUCGAAAUUUGCAGGGAAUUACUGCAGUCAAGUUCAAAAUACAUUCCAUCGUCCGGUAUUCCACUUGAUCAGAAUUUACGAUCACGAGCAAAGGCCCUACAUGAUCUCGCAUCUUUGCUUACACAGCGUGGCUUACCUUUGAAUAAUCUAACACAAUGGGAACUCUUAUGGGGGGCCGAAAAGCUCGCUGCCCAGAGGGCCAUGUGGAAAAUAGAGGGAGAUUUGAGGAAGAACGCUGAUGAGCCAACUUUCUUGUCUCGUGUCAUCGAUCAGAUGAGCGAAAAGUUUAAGGCGAAGUUCGAUUCACGGCAUAGUGAUAAUGAUUACGUCCGCCAUUGGUUCCUUCACGAUACGCACAGAAUGGAACAUAUCAUCCCAUGGAUUUUUAACGCCAUAAAACUCCAGAAAGGCCAAUCAAAGCAAGGACGGAAGACGGCGGAGCAAAUAUUCCAAGCCAGUGAGUUCUCACUCGCAGUAUUGGAAACAGCUUUCCGGUUUCGAGAUGAGCAUGCUAGCCUCUAUGGCCUUAACGAAGAGUUUCUCGAGGACGGUGUUCUGGUCACCGGCUACGAGAAUUUACCAGAACCCUGGACGUCCCAUAACAUGGCCUAUGUUGAGACUGGGCACUUGUUAGAUCUGGAGCUUGGGAGUUGCAUGGCUUGGAUCCAACAGACGGUGUCCACUGUUGACGCGCCGCCAAAUGAUAUUGUGGAAGACAUCGCCAAAAACUGCGCUAGGCAACUUCGUGUCCUAAGCCAAAUGCAUGGCGAGCGAAUCCGUUGGCUUUCGUCUCAAGGAGACCCCAAGUCAAUGGACGAGGUUGCCUCGGCUGAGCAGUCACAUGUCAAACAGCGCAGAUGGCAAUUAUUCAAAUUAGCCGGUAUUGGGCAGCUUGACGACGCCAUUAGUUUGGCAGAGAAAUUUCGAGAUAUGAGCGCACUAGUGGAGCUCAUAAUUGAGCUCCAAGAUCAAACGAAAUGCCAGCUUUUCUCCGAAAUCAAUUCAGAUGACCCCGAUGCCGUUAUCCUCGACAAAAAAUCUGGUGAGCUCGGCAGGAAGAUCUCUCAUUAUUUCGAAAAAUUUGGUGAAUCUUGGGCAAAUGCUUUCUUUUCCCGUCAGAUUUCAAUGGGUCAGUCGGGUGUGUUAUUUGCCAUGAGGAAGUUCCAGCCGUUUAUCACUCGGUUUUUACGCAAGAACCCGGCUUAUCAACGACUGAGUUGGAUUAAUGAUGUUGUUGGUGAAAAUGACUACGGCACCGCCGCUCAAUGCUUGAAAAACUUGGCCAUUGAGCAAGAAUCCGAUCUCUGGAGUCACCGUGUCGAACUUUCUUUGGUGAAGCUUUCAAGUCUAGCCGCGUGGGAGAGCACAGAUUCAGCCCACGAUUCCAUACACCAGAGUGACAUCAAGCGCUUUGAGGACUACGCCGAACUAGACGCUGUUCAGGAAGUCAUCCAUGCACACAUUACGCCGGCAUUGCAAGAUGCCAUUGAUCAAAAGGCUGAAAUAGACCUAGCAGUAGAACAAUUUGGGAGGCAUAUUGCUGAAUAUAGGCCUUCGCUCCAUGAGGUGCUUGCUAACGCGCUUACAAGGGUGGUUGCGCGAGAAGUGGUGGGUAUUGACCAAUUGGUUGAUCUUUUGACGUUACUAGAUACUACUCGGGCUCCUGAUUAUGAGCAAACCGAGCUUUCUGGGAAAGAGUUUUACUUGGCUCUGCGGGCUAUACAUCUGGGGUGCUGCGGUCAAAGAGAUCAGUCAUAUACUAGCGCUUUGCAAAAGCUGGUGUGGCGGAGAUGCAUGAUCAGGGAUAGUUGGGAGGGCAUGGGCGCAACCGAGGGCUUGAGCAAUGAAGCUCAUGACACUGCACUGUGUCACACUCUGGUCUUGUGUCUAAAAGAUCAGCAUGAACAUGGAGAUGAUAGCUCUCUCUAUGUCCCUAUUUCGCCGGCAGAUGUGAUGCUGAGUGAACCAGAGUUGGAUGUUCUCUGUUUGCAGUUUCGUUCAGAACAAAGAGCCCGGGUCGCUCGCGAUCUCGUCAAGGAAAGUGAAACGUUCAGUCGAUAUAUGGAAUUGGGAAAUCUAGAAUUCUGGUUCAAGGAUCUACUAUCUUUUGCACGGAUAGUUGCUGCAUCCCCUGGCAGGGCAGAUGACUGA
Molecule: messenger RNA, 3924 nt
Organism: Aspergillus chevalieri
Lineage: Eukaryota; Fungi; Ascomycota; Eurotiomycetes; Eurotiales; Aspergillaceae
Product: putative nuclear pore complex subunit Nup133
Exons: 4
Coding region: 1-3924 (1307 amino acids)
Biological process (GO): transcription-dependent tethering of RNA polymerase II gene DNA at nuclear periphery; poly(A)+ mRNA export from nucleus; protein import into nucleus
Cellular component (GO): nuclear pore outer ring
Molecular function (GO): structural constituent of nuclear pore; protein binding
Source: RefSeq, a predicted model, not a curated record